Gaeumannomyces tritici R3-111a-1 is the source of this 1674-nucleotide messenger RNA. RefSeq names its product tRNA (adenine-N(1)-)-methyltransferase catalytic subunit trm61. The record is from RefSeq and is a predicted model, not a curated record. NCBI's taxonomy places the organism in Eukaryota, Fungi, Ascomycota, Sordariomycetes, Magnaporthales, Magnaporthaceae. The transcript has a single exon. Gene Ontology annotation, cellular component: tRNA (m1A) methyltransferase complex; nucleus. Bases 1 to 1674 code for a protein of 557 amino acids. Gene Ontology annotation, biological process: tRNA methylation.
AUGGCUCGCGUCCCCUCGCCCUUCCUCCACCUCGGCUCCCAGACGACGGCCAACUCGCUGGCCAUCAUCCACCUCUCGCGCGACCGCCUGCAGCCGCUGUACCUCGAGGAGAUCGAUGGCGAGCACGAUGGCUACGCCGAGGGCGCCGUGCUGAACACACGCUUUGGCUCCUUCCCCCACUCCACCUUCAUCAAUGUGCCCUGGGGCUCGCAGGUCCGCGCCUCCGAGGUCGACACGGGCUCUCGCGGCAGGAAGCCACAGAAGAAGCGGAAACGCGACGACGCUGCCGCCCCCGUGGAUGAGACCGCCGCUGGAACGGGCGGCGACGUAGUCACUGAAGUCAACGGCGGCGGAAAGGGUGCCAAGAAGGCCGUGGCCGCAUCCAGCGGCUUCGUGCACAUCCUCGCGCCGAGCCCGGAGCUAUGGACCUCGAGCCUGCCGCACCGGACCCAGGUCGUCUACACCCCCGACUACAGCUACAUCCUGCAGAGGAUCCGCGCGCGGCCCGGCAGCAGGUUGAUCGAAGCCGGCGCCGGCAGCGGCAGCUUCACGCACGCAUCGGCGAGGGCCGUCUACAACGGUGUCGGCGGCGGGCCAGCCGACAACCCUAACACGGGCAGAGGGCAGGUCUUUAGCUUUGAAUUCAACGAGCCGCGGUACAAAAAGAUGUGCACAGAGGUUGCGGCCCACAAGCUGGGCCGCAUAGUUCGUGUAACGCACCGCGACGUUUACAAUGACGGGUUUCUGGUGGACGGGAAGAGCCCCGGUGCCGACGCUGUCUUUCUCGACCUGCCCAAGCCCUGGGAGGCCCUCCCACACCUGUCGCGGCGGAGAUAUAAGUCGGCAGCCACGCCUAACCAGGAUGAGGGCGACUCGAUGGAUGCUGCGCAAAAAGCCGUUGACGAGACCUUUGUCUCGCCACUCAACCCCAACAAGAGCACUCAUCUGUGCACCUUCUCACCUUGCAUCGAGCAGGUUUCCAGGACGGUGUCGAUGAUGCGCCAGCUAGGCUGGAUGGACAUCGAAACGGUCGAAAUAGCCAACAAGCGGAUCCACGUCAUGCGCGAGAAGGUCGGGCUCACCGUUGCCACCGACAAGGGCAUGGCACAAGCGCCCGUCGACGUCUCGGAGGCGGUCGAGCGCCUGCGGAGGAUAGAAGAGCGAGUGCGGGAGCAUCAGAAGGCGAUCCAUGACCCGGAUGUGGACGACGUCGAGGAGCAUCUCAAGGAGAACUUUGACGACGACGCCGCUGUCGAGAGCAACAAGCUCCCGCCCUUCAUGCAGGGGAGGCUUGUAACCCGGCCAGAGUCGGAGAUGCGGUCGCACACGUCAUAUCUCACGUUUGCCGUCCUGCCCCGAGAGUGGACGGCCGAGGACGAGGCGGCGGCGCUGGCGAGCUGGCCGUGCGGCCAGGAGAAGCAGGUGAUUGGGAGCCUCGACAAGGCCGCGCGCAAGCAGCAAAAACGCGAGAUGCUCGAGUCCAAGAAGGGAAAGAAGAAGGGCAAGACGAACGGUGGCGGUGGGAAGGAGGCCGCUGCCGCUGUGGGAGAGGACACGGUCAUGGGCGAUGCCACCGCAACCCCCGAGUAUGGCGCACAACAUGCGAAAAGGGAUCUAGAAAAGGACGAGGUAACAGAACAGGGUGCCACCCCAAAGCGCCCUAAGCAAGACUGA